AUGGGCGUCACCCGUACGCACAUCGUCAGGGGUGACUCCCUGGAGGGCAUGCUCGGCGAGUACGGCGGUGGCAAGGGCCGCGGCGGCAAGCCCACGCGCGGCGGCAACGGCGGCGGGGCCAGGAACACGUCCCGCCUCGUGGCGUCGCUGACGUGCCUCCAGUUCGCCUUCGCCAUCUACGCCACCUUCCUGCUCUACUACAUGAGCCCCGCUGUGGACCUCCGCGUGAACGUGAAGCCGGACCUGGCGUGGGCCACCCGCAUCGCGCAGCACUGGAAGCAGAUCAUCACCACGCAGCCCGGCGGCGGCGCGCUGUCCCCGGAGGAGGUGUGCGAGCACGAGAGCAUCGACUUCGAGCAGAAGAAGUCGACGGACGAGGUCAUGAUCCGCCUCAAACGCGAGCUCUACGACGAGGUGCUGGCGUUCCAGCGGCGGAGCUUCGGCGCCGAGACGCUGCCGGAGCUGCUCCGGAUGAGGUCCCGGUGGAGCGCGUCGGGCCCCAACGUGCCGCGCGUCACCGUCAUCCUCAACCACUUCAAGCGCCGCACGCUGUGCGCACAGCUGGAGCAGCUGCGGCGUCAGACGCUGCCGUUCCACCGCACCUGGGUGCUGUCCUUCGGCAGCCCCAACGAGGCAUCUCUCCGCCGCAUCGUCGAGAGCUACAACGACUCGCGCGUCAGCUUCGUCGCCUCCGGCUACGACUUCAAGUACUACGGCCGCUUCCAGAUGGCGCUGCAGUCCGAGUCCGACUUCGUCUACGUCCUCGACGACGACAUGAUCCCGGGCGCGCGGAUGCUGGAGAUCCUCUGCCACGUCGCCGGCACCGACAAGUACGGCAGCGCCGUGCUCGGGAGCAUCGGCCGGAUCCUGCCGUUCCGGCAGAAGGACUUCACCUUCCCGAGCUACCGCAAGUUCCGGUCCAAGGAGGCCGGGCUGUACCUGCCGGACCCGGCCUACGACAUCACCGCCGACCGCAUCGUGCAGGUGGAUUUUCUGUCCAGCUCCUGGUUCCUGCCCGCUGACCUCGUCAAGACGCUCUUCAUCGAGACGCCCUUCACCUUCAUGACCGGCGAGGACCUCCACCUGAGCUACCAGCUGCAGAAGUACAUGGGCGCGGGGUCCUUCGUGCUCCCCGUCGACCCCAACGACAAGGAGACGUGGGGCGACAGCGAGCACCGCCUCGCCUACGUCUCCGAGACGACCGUCAUCUUCAAGGACAUCGUGCAGGUGCGGGACGAGCAGUGGUGGCGCGCGCUCACCUCCGGCUACGUCACGCAGUGGGCGGCCAUGCACCCGCAGAAGGUGGACGCGCUCUUCUACGCGCACUCCCUCGGCGAGGUCCGGGCGCUGGCGCCGCUGCUGGAGCGGUUCCGCACCACGCCCGGACGCAAGGCGUACCUCGUCGUGUCCGGCGGCGGCCACUGCCCCUGCGAGGAGGCCGCCACCAUGCUCAAGUGGCCCAAGGUGGUGUGCAAGGACCGCCGAUUCAAGAUCUUCGACCUCGGGAUCGGCGCGCUGUCCGGCCCGUCGCGCUCCGAGGUGCUCGUGCUCCAGGCCGUCUAUGCCAGCAUGCGGGGCAUCGUCCGGAUGCACAACCCCAGCGUGGUCGUCGCCCUCGCCGACAUCGACGCCAAGGUCAAGGAGGCGCUCCGCAUGGCUGCCGACACCGCCGCCGUCAACCGCACCGCGCUCGUUCUCCUUCCCAGGACCUCCGUCUCCAAAGUGCUCUGGAUGGCCACCCUCAAGCCCGCCUCACUGCCAAACUGGAACCGGAUGCGCAUCUCGGUGAACAUCAUCACGCAGAACCGCGCCAAGUCGCUGCUGCGUCUGCUGACGUCGCUGCGGAGCGCCUACUACCUGGGCGACGAGGUGCCCAUCAGCUUCAACAUGGACAGCCGCGUGGACGCGGCGACGCUCAAGGUGGUCAACUCCUUCGACUGGCCGCACGGGCCCAAGACGCUCCGGCGGCGGAUCAUCCAGGGCGGGCUGAUCCGGGCGGUGAGCGAGAGCUGGUACCCGUCCUCCGACGACGACUACGGCCUCCUGCUCGAGGACGACAUCGAGGUGUCCCCCUACUACUACCUCUGGGUCAAGUACGCGCUGCUGGCCUACCACUACGACCCCGGCGUAUCGCUGUCGGAGCUGUCGUCCAUCUCGCUCUACACGCCGCGGCUGGUGGAGGUGGUGAAGGAGCGGCCCAAGUGGAACGCCAACGAGUUCUUCAAGAAAGUGCACCCCAACACCCCCUACCUGCACCAGCUCCCCUGCAGCUGGGGCGCCGUCUUCUUCCCCAAGCACUGGCGCGAGUUCUACGCCUACAUGGCGGCGCGCUUCACGGAGGACGCCAAGCAGAACCCCGUGCAGAUCCCGAAGUCGCGCACCAACGGCUGGCAGGCGUCGUGGAAGAAGUUCCUCAUCGACAUGAUGUACCUGCGCGGCUACGUCAGCCUCUACCCGAACUUCCCCAACCAGACGAGCUUCUCGACCAACCACAUGGAGCCCGGUGCGCACAUCAGCGCCAAGGGCAACGUGCUCAAGCACAACAAGACGGACUUCGAGGUGCCGCUCGUCGCCGACGACUUCUCCACGCUGCUGCCGGCGGGCAAGAUGCCGCCGGCGUCCAAGCUGCCCGUCGUCAACCUCUUCAACCAGGCCGUGUCCCUCAAGGGGCUCAAGGCCGCCGGCGCCAAGCUCGGCCAGGACGUGCUUGAAUGCGCUGCCAAGGAGCUCGUCGCCGUCGAUCACAUCACCGGCCUGCCCACAAACUGCACCGCCUUUUGA
Messenger RNA from Miscanthus lutarioriparius, 2781 nucleotides. NCBI's taxonomy places the organism in Eukaryota, Viridiplantae, Streptophyta, Magnoliopsida, Poales, Poaceae. The record is from the annotation of a GenBank genome assembly.